Messenger RNA from Acanthopagrus latus (yellowfin seabream), 2755 nucleotides. It is a transcript of the gene tmed5, whose product is annotated as transmembrane p24 trafficking protein 5. Gene Ontology annotation, cellular component: endoplasmic reticulum; Golgi apparatus; endoplasmic reticulum-Golgi intermediate compartment. Gene Ontology annotation, biological process: endoplasmic reticulum to Golgi vesicle-mediated transport; Golgi organization; intracellular protein transport. The transcript is spliced from 4 exons. The record is from RefSeq and is a predicted model, not a curated record. NCBI's taxonomy places the organism in Eukaryota, Metazoa, Chordata, Actinopteri, Spariformes, Sparidae. The coding region runs from base 150 to 836 and encodes 228 amino acids.
GUCGACAGCCCUCAGAGUGAGAACAUUUCAACAGAAGUGAAGUUUGGGCGAACGUUGCUAGCUCCCUCGUCAGUAACUUAACAGUACAGUAGCUUGCUACUGUGACACCGUUUUGGCUCGUUUGGACUUUGACACACGCAGGCUUCACCAUGGAGGUAGUCCGGGUACUUUUGUGUGUCCUGUCCGUGUUUGUGGCUCUUAUCUCGGACAGGUUUGUGGGGCUGGCUGCCUUCUCCCAGUCUUUGGACAGCGACUUCACAUUCACUCUACCCCCCGGUCGCAAGGAGUGUUUCUACCAGACCAUGAAGAAUGAUGCCUCCCUGGAGAUUGAAUAUCAGGUAUUAGAUGGUGCUGGUCUCGAUGUAGAUUUCACAAUCUCCUCUCCCUCUGGCCAAGUGCUGUUCAGUGACUACCGCAAGUCAGACGGAGUGCACACUGUUGAAACUGAGGAUGGAGACUACAUGUUUUGCUUCGACAACACGUUCAGUGCUGUCUCCGAGAAGCUCAUCUUCUUCGAGUUGAUCCUGGACAACAUGGAUGCAGAUGAGGAUCCAGACGACUGGAAGGAGUACGUCAUCGGAACAGACAUGCUGGACAUGAAGCUGGAAGACAUCAUGGACACCAUCAACAACGUGAAGAGUCGCCUGGGCAAAAGUGUGCAGAUCCAGACGGUGCUGCGGGCGUUCGAGGCCCGCGACAGAAACAUCCAGGAGAGCAACUUUGACAUGGUGAACUUGUGGUCUGUGAUAAACGUCAUUGUCAUGAUGCUGGUGUCAGCGGUUCAGGUCUACCUGGUCCGCUCACUGUUUGAGGAUAAGAGGAAAAUUCGUACAUAACGGAGGGACACAGAGAAAGAAACUAACACACUCGCCCACGGAUACCAUUUGGAUUUUUCCCACCCCCAGAUCUCCUGGCUUGUGACUUUUAACAAAGGGUGUCAUCGAUACACAUACAUAUGCACACACAUACACAAACAGACAGACAUUUUGACAUUCUUAAUAACCAAGUCACCACUGUUGUUGCUCUGGUCUUCAAUCCACUGGAGUGUUUUCUAACUCUCUUUGUCUCUAUUUCAGAGUCUAUUUGUCUCUCUUUAAAACUUGUACAUUGUUUUAUAGUCCUUCCUAGCUGCUGUAAAUCUUCACAGAAAGUGACAAAACAAGCACAUUUAUGAUGCGACUAUUUUUUAUAACAAUGCCUAUAAUGAUCAGGUAAUGUGCCAAUUGCAAAAAUGUCCUCUUUUCUUUGGACGUGUUUUUAUUUGUGCUAAACCAGAUGAAGAAAUGGUAUGGUGGUGUCUGAAGAAUCUGAUUUGUUUCUGCCAAACGGGAGUGGGAAGUGUAGUCAUUCUGUCCUCCUCAUGUGUGCCCCAUUGAAAAUCUUCCCCUCCUUUGCCUGUUACCAUGAUGCCUUAGUUGUUUGUAUGUAGCUGCCAGUCUGCGAGGCCUUUUCAUAGAAAUUCAGUCCCAUUUCCCCCUUUCAUGCCAAUACUGUAAAGUCAGGGGUUCCUGUAGGGCCAUGCUGCUACUGCUGCUCUUGAGCACCAAAUGGAUCAUGGAAGUAAAAAAAAAAAAAAAAACGGAAACAGGUCAUCUCCAAAUCUCUGCCACCCUACUCUCCUCUGCCGCGACCUGUGGGGGCAAAUGGCAGCCAGCUCCACCUCAUGCCUGCUGCUGGGUGUCUGUUUACGGCCACCGACUGUGUGAAGAUGUUGAGCCUGCCUGACUCUCUGGUGACAGAAAUCUAUUUCUAUAAGGUCAUUACCACUACUACAAGGGUGCACUACUCGGUUCAAUAUGCACAAGACAUUCACUGCUAUUGCAGGUCAGCAGGCUUUUACAAGGCCUGUGUCUGUUUUGUUUGUUUUUACUCGCCAUCAUUACAAACUGACAUCUUAUCAUUGCACUGCCUCUGAUGCCACAGAACAACCUUUUUCUGUGUCUUCAUAUUUUGAGAGAAUAAAUUAACAUUAUGAGCCCAAAAGUAUUUUUAUGAAAUGAUGGGGGGGGGGGGGGGUGACCAAAAACGGGUCCACACCUUCUGCUGAGGAUGUUUUUGAGUCAUUUGUGGCUUAAGACACCACAGUGACUUGUGGUUAUGGCUGUGGAGAGGAUUCCUUGUAUUGUUAUUACCGAGCUCCACAGAUGAAACUUGGAUCCCUGCCUCUCUGACUGGAAGCUCCAUGUGGUCAUCGUCUUUUUGACCUGUGCAGUAAGAUAAAGAUCAUCGAGUGAGUUCUUGCCUUCAUAACUUAACAGCCUUAUGUUGGUAGUGCUGUGUUGCCAAACUUCUAGCAAUCUUCUUUAUUUUAAAAUGAUACAGUAUACAGAGUAUGAAUUUUGGUCCCUGCAGUAAGAAAUGGUCACAGUGACUCUCAGUUUAACAACCAUCCUUUGUUCAUCUGACUACCUGAUGUCACUGUCAUGUCCAAUGUUCAAGUCCUUUAUGUUGAGAUUCUGUCUCAAAAGUGGUUAACUGAUUUAGUAUAAUGAAGUUGCAGUUAAAACGAGUGUAUGAUUAUUUUAAAGUGCUUUAAAGAUUUAUGAAAAUAAAAGUCUACAAAUAUUCUAAGAGGUAUUUCUAAGUUACUUAGUAGAAGGUUGUAAAAUCAGCAGCAACAUUAUCUUUGAAAAGUCUUUGUCAAUAUGAUAAUGAAGCAGUGGAGAAGAAGAAAUGUGACGUCAUACGAUAUUUAUUGAACUAAAGUCCUGUAGUUGUAAAUGUGUAUAAAAUUAAACAAUCAUACAUUUUCUGA